UUUUUUUUUAAGGAAUAUGUCUAACCAUGGUUAACCCCAAAGUACCAUUGAAGCUCAGCUCGGGCUUCAGAUUUGAAUAGUGAUUGAGAACCUUCUCUUUUUGGGGUACCCAUCAAAUUUCAGAGCUCAAAUUUUCUCCUAUUCAAGUUCGCUUUAGGUUGUUAUCAAGACUCUAAUGGCCAAGAGAGUGGCCUUUGUUGAAUAUGACAAUUCCCAAGCAACACUUAUCCAGUUUGAACGUUUGAGCUGUCAUUAGGGAUUCAUUCAAGGAAUAAGCAGUAUAAUACCGACUUGCAGCAUAUCGACAGAAGAUAAGAAAAGAGGCUGACAGCAUCCACACCCAUGAUGAAACUCUUUGAUUCUCAUUGUCACCUUCAAGAUCCAAGGAUCAUUAAUAUGGUCCCAAAAAUUAUAAGGACCACAACUGAAACAGGAGUUGUCCAUUUUGCUGUCAAUGGCGUGUCGGAGAAAGAUUGGCAUUUGGUCAAAGAAAUGAGUGAAAGCUACCCUUGUAUUGUUCCAAACUUUGGGCUCCAUCCCUGGUUUAUUACUGAGAGGACUCCUAAUUGGCUGAAAACUUUGAGAGGAUAUUUGGAGGCUACUCCUGCUGCUGCAGUCGGAGAGAUUGGUAUAGAUAAAGGUUCAUUUGGAAAGAAGAUUGACUUUGCUGAUCAGGUGGAUGUCUGUCGACAGCAGCUUCAACUUGCCAACGAGUUGGAAAGACCAGCAUCCAUACAUUGUGUUCGUGCUUUCGGGGAUCUUCUUGAAUUAUUAAAAUCUGUGGGGCCAGUUCCUGCCGGUUUUAUCCUGCACUCGUACCUUGGCUCUGCUGAAAUGGUUCCUGAAUUUGCAAAGCUUGGUGCUUACUUCUCCUUUUCUGGGUUUCUUAUGUCCAUGAAGGAAAGCAAAGCGAAGAAAAUGUUAAAGUCAGUUCCUAAGGACAGGAUCUUGUUGGAGACAGAUGCACCAGAUGCUUUGCCAAAAUUGAGCGAUCCAGAUUCUCUGUAUUUGAUUGAGAGGGAAGCUUCAUUAUCUGAUGAAAGUUCAAGUGGAGGAGGAACUAAUGAUGGAAAUCCGUCUGAUAAUUCACCCCAGGAGGACAAAGGCAAUGAACGACAGGCACAAACAAUCCAUAACCAUCCUGCAAACAUUCACCAUGUACUCUCUUAUGUUGCGUCUUUAGUUGAGCUGACAAAAGAAGAACUUGCUGAGAUAAGCUUCGCAAAUGCAUCCCGGCUCUUUUCUUAUGAAGGUUCAAAAGUACAGCAACAGGUAUAAAGUGCAAAUUGGAGCUGUGUCAUUGAAGACAGCUCAAAGCAUUCUUAGGCUUUUCAUAAUGUGACUGGGCAAAUAUAUCUCUUUUGUGUUCAACUAUUGUAUCAAAGUUUGUGGUUGCAUUAGUACAUCAAAUUCUUCGCUUAUUAUCUUUUUAACUUUUGGCUUGUAAAGUUGCUUAAACUGUACCCAGAGACCAUUUUUACUAGAGAAAUA
Molecule: messenger RNA, 1491 nt
Organism: Lycium ferocissimum
Lineage: Eukaryota; Viridiplantae; Streptophyta; Magnoliopsida; Solanales; Solanaceae
Exons: 4
Coding region: 343-1278 (311 amino acids)
Molecular function (GO): hydrolase activity, acting on ester bonds
Source: RefSeq, a predicted model, not a curated record